UCUAGCUAUUCUCUCUCCCUCUCUCUGCAUUUUCAAGUUCUUGGUCGAUUCAUCAGCUUAUUUUGCUAGAGAGAGAGAGAAAGAGUUGUAAAUCACUAUCUUAUUUCAAUGGGAAAAGCUGGUGUCGUGCCGUUUUUGGCAAUGGUGUUGGUGCAAUUUGGAUACGCCGGCAUGAACAUCUUGUCCAAGCUCGCCAUGGAUUCCGGCAUGAACCCUUUCAUCCACGUGGCUUACCGUCAAAUCUUUGCAUCCAUUGUCAUUGCCCCAGUUGCUUAUAUAUUAGAAAGAAAAAUAAGGCCAAAGAUGACUCUGCCUAUUCUUCUCCAGAUAUUUUGGUCUUCCUUUUUUGGGGCUACGUUGAAUCAAGCACUUUACUUUGUUGGUUUAAAGAACUCUACUCCAACCAUAGCAUGUGCAUUAUCCAACUUAUUGCCAGCCUUUACCUUUAUAUUAGCAGCGAUUUUCAGGCUAGAAAAGGUGGGUCUGAAGAGGUUGGCCGGACAGGCAAAGGUGUUUGGAACGUUUACCUGCGUGGGAGGAGCGAUGUUGUUGUCUUUUUAUCAAGGAAAGGUCGUCAUAGGUUCAUCCGGUUUUCAUUGGGGAUCCCAUCAUGAUAUGGGGAAAAACAACAAUGUUAGUCUUAGCCAUAGUGAUGUUCACCAUAAUCAUCAUGAACCUAGUGCAUUUGUUACUUUCUUGAUGGGUCCUUUAAUAGUCAUGGCUAGUGCUUUUGCUUGGGCUGUUUGGUUCGUCAUCCAAGCGAGGAUAAGCGAGAAGUACCCUGCACCAUAUUCUAGCUCGGCGAUAAUAUGCUUCAUGGCUAGCUUUCAAUGUGUAUUGAUUGGCUUAUGUUUUGAUCACAAACCCUCUUCGUGGUCUUUGGCGAUGCCCAUUCGAGCCAUCUCAAGCAUUUACGCGGGAGUUAUAUGCACUGCAUUGGCGUUUUGCAUAAUGUCAUGGUGUAUACAGAAAAGAGGACCUCUUUACGUGUCGGUUUUCAGCCCUUUGUUGCUUGUCAUUGUAGCUGCCCUUAGCUGGAUUCUUCUUGGAGAGAAACUAUACGUUGGAACUCUACUAGGGUCUGUGUUGAUUGUAACGGGACUGUACUCAGUUCUUUGGGGUAAAAAGAAAGAGGCUUUAUUUGAAGAUGAGGCAGAAGUGAACCAAUUGAAAAUAAGAGGGGUUAAUGAGGAAGAAGAAGAAUUGAGGGACUUGGAAAUGCAGAAUGCAAUUAAGAGGCAACAACAGCAGCAACAAGGUUAAGCUCUUAUGGAUGAUCUAAAAAUGCAAUGAAGUCCUUAUCUUAUAAUAUAAUAUAUAAUAUGUUAUCUAUCUUUUUCUAAUCGGUUGGUGUGUUCUUAGUUUGGUGGGCUUUCACCUUUUGUAAUAUUUUUUAUUUUUCAUUUGGAAAUUAUGCUGUUCUGUAAUCAACUUUUUUAUUUAUCAGUUGGAUUCGAUUACACCUUUUUUUUGUUGUGGUUAUAGUAAGUUAGUAACUGACUUGUU
Molecule: messenger RNA, 1506 nt
Organism: Impatiens glandulifera
Lineage: Eukaryota; Viridiplantae; Streptophyta; Magnoliopsida; Ericales; Balsaminaceae
Product: WAT1-related protein At1g09380-like
Exons: 7
Coding region: 109-1263 (384 amino acids)
Cellular component (GO): plasma membrane
Molecular function (GO): transmembrane transporter activity
Source: RefSeq, a predicted model, not a curated record